Molecule: messenger RNA, 3742 nt
Organism: Sapajus apella (tufted capuchin)
Lineage: Eukaryota; Metazoa; Chordata; Mammalia; Primates; Cebidae
Product: zinc finger protein 883-like
Exons: 5
Coding region: 1027-3165 (712 amino acids)
Biological process (GO): regulation of DNA-templated transcription
Molecular function (GO): RNA polymerase II cis-regulatory region sequence-specific DNA binding; DNA-binding transcription factor activity, RNA polymerase II-specific
Source: RefSeq, a predicted model, not a curated record
GUUUCAGGUGUGAGCCACUGCACCCAGCCUGGCAAUUCUUUUAGUGUUUUACCAUUAAGCCUGAUACGAGGUUUUGAUUAUAUGGACAUAAAUACAUACAAUAAGAGGUCAGCAAUUCUUUAACAUUGUUGCUAUUGUUGUUCAAUAUGAAUAUAUGCUGAAUUUAUUAAGCUUAUCUAGAAAUGACUGGUUACUGAAUUAUUUUUUGUAAGCUUUCUCAGCUUCUAGGAUUACUUAAUGUUAUCAAAAGUCCUUUUAGUAUCUAUAGAUAUAGUUGCAUAUGGAUAUAUUCAGAAAGAUCAAUAGAUGAAAUGUGUAAUGUCCUAAUAUCAAACCAUCCUUGCACUCCUUAACAUACAUCUCCCAGCUCCCAGAAUAGGCUCCAUUGCCUUUACCGAACUGCCCUUUAAGAAGUAAUGGGUGAAACUGAGGCAAACAGGAAGGCAGAUGCCCAGGGAAAUUGAGUAACAAUGACUCAAUUCAUUCAUCAUCAGUUUACACAGGGCCAACUUUUAUCUGUCCUGGAGACAUCAGCCAUGGUAGGAGACAUUUGGAUUACAUAGACUAUGGCAUCAUCUGUGGAGGAGAAAACUCUGCCUAAAACAGGGUUAUUCACGGUACCAGUGCAGUCAGGCAUGUCCCAAAUAUCAGUUUUCCCCCAGCUGCAAAGCUGCUGUGUAUAUAUCUAAAUACAGCCUUGCUCCCGCCCCACAUUCUGCUCCCAGACUCCAUUUCCCACCACUACCCCGCACUCAGAGCCCUUAGGCCGAGAGGAUCUUGAAUCUCAAUGCCUUCUGGGAAAUGUAGUCCGCCCGCGAUGCCGAGUUUAAGGUACCUGGACUUACAUUUCCAAGACAGCGGAGACAGCGACCGCGCAGGCGCGUUCCGGGGCCCGCCGGAGGGAGGGAAGGCCUGGCUGCCCCGCGGAUUCCGCCUGGACGCACUGACCUCGCGGACCCCACCGGAGCAGCUCUUCAGGCCCUGGCCUGGACCUUUUUCCAGGAGGUGCAUGCCCAGGACCCAGCAAUGGCCAACAGGACCCUGAUGGCCGCCGGCCAGGAAUCAGUGACCUUCAAGGAUGUGGCCGUAGACUUCACCCUGGAGGAGUGGGGCUGGCUGGAGCCUGGCCAGAGGGAGCUGUACCGAGAUGUGAUGCUGGAGAACUACCGGAACCUUCUCUCCCUAGGGGCGGGGCUUCCUGGAUCCAAACCCGACGUGAUCUCCCGUCUGGAGCGAGGGCAAGAGCCGAGGCCAGAGGACAGGGAGGCCCAGCGAGUUACCUGUCCAGACUUGAAGACGAGCUCUGUGACUUUUGGGAAGAUACCUCCAAAAAAGAGCAUUUCUGAAGAUUCAGCUUCCCCACCUGAGGGAACUUUAAGGGCUGUGCUUGGAGAUGCCAAGUUGGGGAAACCCAUGGCAUGUCACUGUCCACUGGAGGACCCAAGAAAGCAGGAGAGGCAUUUGAGGUGUUCAUUUGCUACUCCUAGGGGAGACACCUCAGGGGAGAGAGGCCUUGGGUGUGACGAGCUUGGGAGAAGCCUCCUGCAGGCCUCUGCCCUUAUCAGGAAGCAACGAGUGCCCCGUAGAGACAGGCCCCAGAAGUGGAGCGGGCCCUGGAGGAACUCAAAACGCCAAAGGACCUUCGUGGAGAAGAAACCAUUUAACUGCACGGAAUGCGGGAAAGCCUUCAUUUACCAUUCCGACUAUAUUCUGCAUCAGCGAAUUCACACUGGAGAGAAGCCCUACAAGUGCCGUGACUGUGGGAAGGCAUUCAGCAACAGCUCAUAUUUCAUUCAGCACCACAUCAUCCACACAGGUGAGAAGCCCUACGCCUGCCACGAGUGCGGCAAGACCUUCACUCAGAGCUCUUCUCUCACGGAGCAUCAGAGGAUUCACACUGGAGAGAAGCCCUAUAAGUGCAAGGACUGUGGGAAGGCCUUCACGCAGAGCUCGUCCCUCAUCAAACACCAGCGGUGCCACACUGGGGAGAAGCCCUAUAAAUGCAGCCAGUGCGGGAAGUUCUACUCGCAGGUCUCCCACCUCACCCGCCACCAGAAAAUCCACACGGGGGAGAAGCCCUACAAAUGUGCAGAGUGCGGCAAGGCCUUCUGUCACACCUCCUCCCUGACCCAACACCAGACCAUCCACACUGGGGAGAAACCCUACAAAUGCAACGAGUGUGGGAAAACCUUCAGCCAUAGCUCAUCCCUGACUCAGCACCAGCGAGUCCACACUGGAGAGAAACCCUAUGAGUGCACUGAGUGCGGCAAAGCCUUCAGCCACAGCUCAUCCCUGACCCAGCAUCAGAGAAUUCACACUGGUGAGAAGCCCUAUGAGUGUCACGAGUGUGGGAAGGCUUACACACAGAUUUCCCACCUCAUGAGGCACCAGAGCACUCAUGUGGGGGAAAAGCCCUACAUAUGUAGUGAAUGUGGGAAGGCUUUCGGCCACACCUCAUCCUUCACCCAGCACCAGACCAUCCACACUGGUGAGAAGCCUUACAAAUGUACUGAGUGCGGGAAAACCUUCAGCCAGAACUCCUCCCUCACACGCCACCAGAGGAUUCACACAGGGGAGAAACCCUAUGAAUGUAAAAUGUGUGGGAAAGCCUAUACCCAGAUCUCCCACCUCAUUCAACACCAGAGGGUUCAUACCGGAGAGAGGCCCUACGAGUGCAGUGAGUGUGGGAAAGCCUUCAGCCGGAGCACGCACCUCAUUGAGCACCAGAAGAUCCACACUGGCGAGAAGCCCUAUAAGUGUCAGGAGUGUGGGAAAACCUUCAGUCACAGCUCAUCCCUCACUCAACAUCAGAGAAUUCACACCGGCGAGAAGCCCUAUGCCUGCAAGGAAUGUGGGAAGGCCUUCAACCAGAGCAUUCACUUAAUCCAACACCAAAGGAUUCACACUGGAGACAAGCCCUACAAGUGUCAUGACUGUGGGAAAAACUAUACCCAGAUCUCACACCUUCUCCAACAUCAGAAGGUCCACACUGGCAGCAAACGCUAUGCAUGUGAGGAGUGUGGAGAGGGUUUCAGCUGGAGUUCACACCUGACUCAACACUGGAGGCUUCACACUGGGCAGGAUGCCUAUAUCUGUGAUGAUUUUGAGAAAGCCUUUGCUUGGGGAACAGAGCUUGCUGAUCAUCAGAGAACGCAUGCUGAUUAGACAACGUGAGUAUGUAAUGAACUGUCUGUCCUGCAGAAGGUCCCACCAUCAUCAACACUAGGAACCUCAGGAAAAAUUUUGCCUUCAGGAACAGAUGGAUCCAGGGGCAUAAAUAGCCUUUAAGCCAUCUGCUCUUCAUCAACACUAGGGAUUCCCCAGAGAACGAUGCUAGCACCAUAUGUUGAGAUAAUUUGCUCCUUUCUUCCCUAGAGGGAAAGUGGCACAGUCUUUCACUAACUGGGACAGGUUCUGAUCGUUUUGGGGGUUUCCCGUUCAUAUUUCCUCCACUUUACCAUGUCCCUAGAUUGUAGUAUAGUUAGGGGUUGGUCCAAAAUAGAUACUAUUUCAUCUGGUACUUUUACUAAGAACAGCUCUCUCCAAGCUUUUAAAACUGAUUGAUCUUUCCUUAAAUUGAAGCCUGAAUAUUUAGUGGAGGAAGACAGCUGUAAAGAUUAACUCUUUAACAUUUUUAGUUUCCUUUAAAACUUUAUGUUACAAAUAUCACAAUCUGCAGUUGGCUUCAACAAUAAAUAUGUUUCAUAUAAAUGUGACUGUAAAUAUAAAUAUAUUUCACAUA